GGGCAUACAAUGUCGUUUUCGGCCUCUUCCAAGCGCCGUACUACGCGUUCUCCCAGACGAUGAUGGCUGAGCUGACGCCGCCCGGCUUUGACAACAUGUUCUUCGGACUCUUUGGUCUCUCGAACCGCGCCAGCUCGAUGAUCGGACCGAACGUGAUCCAGGCCAUCAUUGACUCUUCUGGGAACAACUGGAUGGGCUUUCCAUUCUUGUUCGCACUGUGCGCUUGCGCGUCGCUGGUCAUCUGGUUCGCAGUAGAUGUGGAGAAAGGCCGCAGAGAUGCUGUGGCCUGGGCGGAAUCGAUCAGGGAAGAUGCAACUGCAAGGAUCCAGUAGCAUCUUCCGUAUUAGGCUCGCUUCCGCCCAUUAGUGGUUUCAGCAGAGUCUCCUAUAAGUAUUCAGAGUCAUCUACUAUGGAGGCUGGAAUUGAUAUAUGGAGAACCGCUCAGAGUUUCAAAUUUGACAGUUGCAACAGGCGAUAGCUGUGAUCUCUGAUGAUUACUAUUGAUCACAACGGUCCGGACAGACGGCAACGGUCCAGAUAAUCGAGUUGCACUCUCUUAUUUCGCGACUUGUUGCCUAGGAAUUUGCUUCAACUCACUACUGUACAUGUAAACUCAAUGUAUGAGAAGUGGCUACGGAAUCCAUGCAGAAG
Messenger RNA from Mycena citricolor, 651 nucleotides. The record is from the annotation of a GenBank genome assembly. NCBI's taxonomy places the organism in Eukaryota, Fungi, Basidiomycota, Agaricomycetes, Agaricales, Mycenaceae.